Molecule: messenger RNA, 294 nt
Organism: Clonostachys solani
Lineage: Eukaryota; Fungi; Ascomycota; Sordariomycetes; Hypocreales; Bionectriaceae
Source: the annotation of a GenBank genome assembly
AUGUGCAGGCCAUUCUGUCCUGACUCGAAGAUGCAGUCGUGCUUGGGCAAUGGUGGGAGAGAGCUUCCAUUCGGUCCCACAGCCAACGACGGGCAAGGGCCGGGUGUGGAGCCGGACAAGGAGGGACGUGCCUCAGUGACACUGGAGGCAGAGAAGACGUCGCCCAUUGCCAUCGGAAGAUAUGGUUCUGGCGAAAGCCAACCAGCCAACGGAUUAGCGCUCGCCGACUGUCGUCGUUGGACGGCGGCGCAAUGGGCUCUGCGCAAGGGCAGGGGGCAACCCAUGACAACCUAA